Molecule: messenger RNA, 1035 nt
Organism: Macaca mulatta (Rhesus monkey)
Lineage: Eukaryota; Metazoa; Chordata; Mammalia; Primates; Cercopithecidae
Gene: CCL17
Product: C-C motif chemokine ligand 17
Biological process (GO): immune response
Cellular component (GO): extracellular region
Molecular function (GO): chemokine activity
Source: RefSeq, a predicted model, not a curated record
AGAUGGACCUCCCUGCAGAGUGAUGCCCAUGUGCCCGUGCCUGGCAGCCGCGGUGGCCCCGACAGCACCCUGAAGCUCACUCAUGGUCCAGAAGAGCUCCGCUUGGUUUCUGCCUGGUUGACUCCCCAACACCCCUGUCUACCCCCCACUCAAGCCACCACGCAUGAAGGACGCUCUCCAGCCAGAGAGAUGAACCCAGCUGUGCAUGGAGGCUUUUCAAUUCUAAUAGAGGAACCAAGAAAUGUCCCCUUUGAAAGGAGAAGUAUGUCACUGCCAUGGGCUCCAGAUACAUGUACCCCACCUCCAUCUGCAGUUGAGUGCCCCUUCUCUGGAAAUCCACAAAUAUUCCAAGAGCUGGACUUCUUCUGAAUCAUCUCAAAUUCUUCGAACUUCGCUGGUCUAGGGAAGGAUGUGAGGAGGUGACAGAAGGCGGGGCAAGACCCUCAAAGAGGUUAAAUAGGUCACUGCCACCCUCGACUCUCACCAGGGUGUCUCCCUAAGCAGAGGGACCCGCACACAGAGAGACUCCCUCCUGGGCUCCUGGCACCAUGGCCCCACUGAAGAUGCUGGCCCUGGUCAUCCUCCUCCUGGGGGCUUCUCUGCAGCACAUCCAUGCAGCUCGAGGGACCAACGUGGGCCGGGAGUGCUGCCUGAAGUACUUCAAGGGAGCCAUUCCCCUUAGAAAGCUGAAGACGUGGUACCAGACAUCCGAGGACUGUUCCAGGGAUGCCAUUGUUUUUGUAACUGUCCAGAACAAGGCCAUCUGUUCGGACCCCAACGACAAGAAAGUGAAGAAGGCACUUAAAUACCUGCAAAGCCUCUAGAGGUCUUGAAGCCUCCUCACCUCAGACCCCUGACUGUCUCCCGGGACCACCUGGGACCUCCACCGUUGGUGUUCACCGCCCCAACCCUGAGAACUUGGGUCCAGGGGAGGCCUUCCAAGGACAAAGAAGCGCCACAGUGAGGGAGAUCCCAUCCCCUUGUCUGAACUGGAGCCAUGGGCACAAAGGGCCCAGAUUAAAUUCUUUCUCCUCA